Loxodonta africana (African savanna elephant) is the source of this 2146-nucleotide messenger RNA. RefSeq names its product heat shock transcription factor 1 (gene HSF1). Gene Ontology annotation, biological process: regulation of DNA-templated transcription. The transcript is spliced from 14 exons. Lineage: Eukaryota; Metazoa; Chordata; Mammalia; Proboscidea; Elephantidae. Bases 130 to 1770 code for a protein of 546 amino acids. Gene Ontology annotation, molecular function: DNA-binding transcription factor activity; sequence-specific DNA binding. The record is from RefSeq and is a predicted model, not a curated record.
CCGGGGCUGUGUGUGCGCAGCGGGAGGCUGCGGCGGCGCGGCGCUGGCUGCGGGUGCAGCGACGGCGCUAGCCCGUUCCUCGGCCUCUGCUCGCGGCCGCUGUCUCUGCCUCUCCCUGCCUUGUCCGAAAUGGAUCUGCCCGUGGGCCCCGGCGCGGCAGGGCCCAGCAACGUCCCGGCCUUCCUGACCAAGCUGUGGACCCUCGUGAGCGACCCGGACACCGACGCGCUCAUCUGCUGGAGCCCGAGCGGGAACAGCUUCCAUGUGUUCGACCAGGGCCAGUUUGCCAAGGAAGUGCUGCCCAAGUACUUCAAGCACAACAACAUGGCCAGCUUCGUGCGGCAGCUCAACAUGUACGGCUUCCGGAAAGUGGUCCACAUUGAGCAAGGUGGCCUGGUCAAGCCCGAGAAGGACGACACUGAGUUCCAGCACCCAUGCUUCCUGCGCGGACAGGAGCAGCUCCUAGAGAACAUCAAGAGGAAAGUGACCAGCGUGUCCACCCUCAAGAGCGAAGACAUAAAGAUUCGCCAGGACAGUGUCACCAAGCUGCUGACCGAUGUGCAGCUGAUGAAGGGGAAACAGGAAAGCAUGGAUUCUAAGCUGCUGGCCAUGAAGCAUGAGAACGAGGCCCUGUGGAGGGAGGUGGCCAGCCUGCGGCAGAAACAUGCCCAGCAACAGAAAGUCGUCAACAAGCUCAUCCAGUUCCUGAUCUCCCUGGUGCAGUCAAACCGGAUCCUGGGGGUGAAGAGAAAGAUCCCCCUGAUGCUCAGUGACAGCGGCACGGCGCACCCCAUGCCCAAGUAUGGCCGGCAGUACUCGCUGGAACAUGUGCACAGUGCUGCCCCAUUCGCGGCCUCAUCCCCCACCUACAGCGGCUCCAGCCUCUUCUCCCCAGACACCGUGGCCAGCUCCGGCCCCAUCAUCUCCGACAUCACUGAGUUGGCUCCAGCCAGCCCCUCGGCCUCCCCAGGCGGGAGCAUCGACGAGAGGCCUCUGUCCAGCAGCCCCCGGGUGUGUGUCAAGGAGGAGCCGUCCAGCCCCCCUCAGAGCCCCCAGGUGGAGGAGGUGAGCCUCGGGCAGCCUUCCUCUGAGGUGGAGACGCCCUUGUCCCCAACUGCCCUCAUCGACUCCAUCCUGCGGGAGAGCGAGCCCACCACCGCCCCCUCGGCCACCCAGCCCACGCCCCUGUCCGCCACCGCCCCGGAGAAGUGCCUCAGUGUGGCCUGCCUGGACAAUUGGGCUCGCGCUCCACAGAUGUCUGGGGUCGCCCGCCUCUUCCCCUGCCCCUCCUCUUCCUCUCUGCAUGGCCGAGUCCAGCCAGGGAACGAGCUCAGUGACCACCUAGAUGCCAUGGACUCCAACCUCGACAACCUGCAGACCAUGCUGAGCAGCCACGGGUUCAGUGUGGACACCAGCGCCCUGAUGGACCUGUUCAACCCCUCGGUGACCGUGCCGGACAUGAGCCUGCCAGACCUGGACAGCAGCCUGGCCAGCAUCCAGGAGCUCCUAUCCCCCCAGGAGCCACCACGGCCUCUGGAGGCAGAGAGCAGCAGCCUGGACUCAGGGAAGCAGCUGGUGCACUACACAGCGCAGCCCCUGUUCCUGGUGGACCCUGGGCCGAUGGAUGUGGGUGGCAGCGACCUGCCCGUGCUCUUCGAGCUGGGGGAGGGCUCCUACUUCUCUGAGGGGGAUGACUACGCAGAAGACCCCACCAUCUCCCUGCUGACAGGCUCUGAGCCCCCCAAAGCCAAGGACCCCACCGUCUCCUAGAGGCCCAAGGAGGAGCCAGGUGGGGCCACCCACCCUCCCCCCAGCUCAGGGCUGGCCGAGGGCCCAGGACCAGGGUCCUGGGGCAGAAAGAGGACCUGCGGGGCAGGCUGGGAGCGGCCAAUUGGCAGCCCCGCCGCAACCCCACCUGGGUCAGGGUGACGCAGUCCCGGGACCUGCCCAGCCCGGUGCCUUCACUUCCAGCCCUGUGAGCCCCCUGAUCUAAGGGGGGGCUUGGCAGCCACACUUUGGACUGGCCCUGCUGUUGUUCAUAGUCAGAGUUGUAUUUUGAAUUUUUACAGAGAAGUCCCACUCCCUUCUGUAGAGAUUCACAGACACACACGGACGGAGAUCUAUAAACAACAUGCUCUACGCUUAA